GGGUGGGAUAACCGUGAGUCGAACUCCGGGCACCUCGCUCUACUUGGCAGCAUUUCCUAUGCUUGUUGACGCGCCGGCGUGUCCACGGCUGACCUGCUGGUGUCGCAUGCGCCACAUGAGCGAGACGCCGAUGGCUCGCGUGCCUAAUUUCGGGGCCGGAUAUUUAUCGGCUCUAGACGGAAGAAAACGACGAGAAGUGGUUCAAAAGAUGUUGGCGACGCUGACAUUGCGACUGCUGCUUUGCCGUUUUCGCGUUCCAUCUCAAAGCGGUCCAAGGGACGAUACGAAACAUGGGACGCACGCGAGAAAUUGACGUUUGUGUUGUGGCCGUCGGACCGAAUAUACGCGAGAAGCACACCCGUCCUCGAAGCAUCUAAUAACGGUGCCGGUCACGGCCUCUCUCAGCCGAUUCGCUCACCGCACUGCCGUCCCCGUCUCGUAUCGAUCAUCUCCAGCGGGCUCUGUGCGCAUUGUGAUCGCGGUCGAAAGAUGACAUGCAAGGCAACGACUCGCCGACUAUCACCUCUAAACUCUACCAGGGCAUCUUGGCCGUGAAGAGGGUGUUCGAUGUCCUCAAGUUCAAUGAGCCAGAUGAAGCCUACAUCACCGAGGAUAUGCGCGACAAGGCGUACAACAUCUGCCGCGAGUUCCUGAGCGGCACGUGGAAAAGCAUCUCGAGCCGGGACAUGGUCUUCAAGUCCGUGAGUGGUGGCCUGAGCAACCUCCUGUACUACUGCUCUCUGCCUGAGACGCACACGCCCUUGUACGGCGAGCCUAGCCAGGUGCUGAUGCGCAUGUACGGCCAGAUUCCCAGCGAGGGCAGUGACACCACUGUCACUGAAAGCGUCAUCUGUACUCUGCUGUCAGAGCGAAACCUGGGGCCCAAGCUCUACGGGGUUUUCCCGGGAGGACGCCUUGAGGAGUACAUUCCUGCACGGGCAUUGACGCUCCAGCAGUUGAAGGACCCGGAAAUAUCACUGCUUAUCGCAAAAAAGUUGGCAAGGGUCCAUGUACUGCAAGCCCCCUUGGUCAAGGAGCCCACCUGGCUUUUCAACAACAUGAACAGGUGGCUCAAGUAUGCACGCUCCAUCAAGGUGGACACUGUGCCCAUUAAGCAACAAACUAUGGCUGUAAAGCUGCUGACAACUGACCUUGCAGCUGAAGUCAACUGGCUGAAGGAUUUCCUAGCAAAGAUUGAGUCUCCGAUUGUGUUUUGCCACAAUGACCUUCAGGAAGGAAACAUUCUUUUCAUGGAUGCUCCGGGACCCAAGGAAGAGAACAUGGUGUUCAUUGAUUACGAGUACUGCGCCUACAACUAUAGGGGCUUUGACAUAGCAAACCACUUUUGCGAAUGGAUGUACGACUACUCUUAUCCUGAGCAUCCCUACUUCAAGGCCCUGCCUGGAGACUAUCCAUCUAUAGCGCAUCAGAGGCUAUUCAUUGGGCGAUACCUGGCGACAUAUACCAAGUGCCACGUGAUGACAACAGAGCCUAAGCAGCCACCAAAUCUUUUCACCGUGGAUUACGUGCUCCAUGAGGCGCGCGUCUUUGCGCUGGCCUCUCACCUCUUCUGGACCCUGUGGAGCAUCUUCAAUGCUCAUACGUCGAAGAUCAAGUUUGGCUAUUGGGAGUAUGGCCAGGCACGACUUGAUGCGUUCCUGGCGCUGAAGCACGAACUGCUCCAUGAAAGGGAUACGUCAGAAGCGGUACCUUCCACCAACCAUACAUCACAGAGGGUUGUCAAGAUGUAGGGCAACAACGAGCAGCUGUCCCCUGGACGCCUGCUUUAAAUCCUCUCCUCAUUGGUGCAUUCAAGGUGUGCGCAAUGACCGAGCAACGCCGAAGACUUUCAUUGCAUCCACCACCUUCACAGUGCAAAUCCGAACUCAAGUCUCUCAAGCUUCCUGAACAAGAGAAUGGCUGAUGUUUCAUGUCGUGGCGAGGCAUGUUUGACGAGUCUGAACUGCUCUAUCAUGUACUGUGCGUGCUUUGCUGGCAAGGCUUUCACCAGGUUCACAUGAAAGAGACUUGUCUCGAGUGUCUGGCCAUUUCACAUCUGUCCUUUCAUUUUGGUAUGGGUUUGUGUGCUUGUAUGAAUAGACCAAAGGGACCCGGUACCUUUCUUCCUUUUUUGUUGCAUUUGAAAUUGGUGAGAAAAGAGCUUCGCUACGGGCACUUCGCUCAUGUCCAUGUGCCACUGUGGAGACGUGUGGUGAUGAAACAUUUCACGAGUGUCAUCCUAUUUUUCGGGAAGUGAACUGAACAUGUUUCUUCCACGGACAGUGCUGCUGCCAUCCUGCAGGGAGAGUGCGACUUCAGCACCAGUUCUGGUGAACUGUGCUGUUUGAACACACUCGCUCCUGGCUGCAAACCGUUUGUACUCAGGGAGCAAGUGUCUUGCUGCCCCUUCUUGUGUCUUAGCUGGGCUCUCCCAGGGCCAUCAUUGCAUUUCACCGUCGUUCCUCAAGUGUGCUUGGAAAUGGCCUCAGAGAGGUGUUUGUGCGUGGAAAAGCACUCGGUGUGCCUUACUAGUAGUGCUGAAUAAAGCUGCUGUGAUUGGAGUGUGAAGGAGUCUGUAGGAAAGCUACUAAGGUGAAAGGUGCCACACUUCAACACAUUUUUCUUUUUCUUUUUUUGCCUCUGAAGGAGCUUAAAAAGGUGCCACUACACACACUGUACAUUGCAGUGCUAGCGGAAGCAUAAUGGGCAAAGGAGCAAAAACGCCUUUUACGUGCAUUAUGUGCUGUCUUUAUCUGACAAUACCUUGCAUGGUGCUCUCUGAUGAAAAUGAUACACCUUUUGGGGUGUAGGGGUGUGAAAAGCGAAAGGGUCAUGGCCCUAAGCUUUGGCCACAUAUGGGAUUUGCAACAUGGUUUAAAUUGUGAGGUGCAGUGUGUCUGCUUGUGACGGGACACCUUGCCACGCAUGAAAACAUUGUGGUUCUCAACAGCCUUAGGUCAUCGCAUGAAAAUGGGGUUUUAUAAAUACUGGACCCAAAGCUAGCAGGGGCCAUCUGCCCUGCGAACAAGAAAAGCCCAGGGUGCAAGCCAUUUGUGCCCGCUGUUUAUAUAACUCAAUGUGGCUAUAGCACAACACUAUGCUCCAUUGACUCUUUGUGCUGCUUGUAGUAUUUUUGCGCCUCAACAGUGGCCAUCAUUUUAGAGUAUGCGUUCCUUUUAACAUGCAGUGUGGGUUGGUUUUCUGUCUCUAAUUUUGUGUUUGCAUGCAAGUGUUACUGACAGGACUGGAACAAACGGCACUUGUAGGAAUUGCGACGGCUAUUGUUGUGGCGACAAAAGCGCAUUUCUGAGCGUGUACAUUUUUUUGUAUUUUGUGAGCCAGCUGUACAAGAUUGCCGCGCAAGUGUCUUCUACAUUGCACGGGGCUGCUGACUCAACAGAAUUGAGCAUAAUGUUUAAGCAAGAGGCAGUGAAUGUGGGAAGCACCAGAUCACUAAAAGAAACAAGAAUGGUGCUCUAGUCAUGGCAUUUUUCUUUUUGAGUUUUUUUUUUUUUCCUUCCCACCAAAGUUAAAAGGGGUGAUAAAGCAGAUUGGGCUUUGCUUUUUCCGAAUGGAGUGAUGGUUUUGUCCCAACUGUACUGACCACUGCCCACAUUCCACAGAUUGUCGACACUGAAACCAGAGCUUUAUAUACAGAGUGCAAGGAGCAUGCUCCCAAAGCCCCAUCGGAUCCACUUGGUGCAAACUGCCACCUUAUCAUUUGCACGACAGGAGUUGUGUUUAGGAGACCAAUAGGAAAGAGAACAUCUGGCCUGCUUUUAAGGGUGUUAUCGCAAAUGUUUUUGCUGCAGAAUGGUGAGGGGUGGCACAGGGCGUGUUAUUUAACACUAGAGUUGCUCACCAACUAUGAGCAAGGGAUUUUCGAACUAUUACAUCUGCUGUACUUGUUGUUCGAGUACUGAUUAGGUGUUCCGUUUCGUAUUGGACAACCCCAUAUUGUAUAAAAUUGCAUCUCAAUGACAGUUUACAAGAAAAAAAAAAAGAACAGUAUUUAGAUGGUUUGCAGUAGUGUCAAACUGCUUGUUUAAUGCGAGAGGUUUGAUAGUUGUGCUGUGUAUAGCUUGCUUUUAGUAGCACUGAGUGAUGCCACGUGCCCUUGCCUUUUUUUUUUUUUUCACAUUACGACAUAUCUUCACACUUGAAGAAAACUUACUGCCACUUUCAGUGUUAUUUUUCACGUGCAAUGCUUUAGUCCAGCAUGUUGCGCUGCUCUUUCAGAGUUGAAUGUUCCUGCAUGUUCUCAAUAUUUUGGCAACAUUUAAUUAGUGGGAGAUUUGAGGUUGCAAGAGCUUCAAAGAGUGGCAUCCUGCAAGAACCAUAUGUGUUGCAUGUUUUUAAACAUAGCUGUGCUAUUUUGUUUCCUCCUUUCCUGCUUACUCAAGUGCAAUGUUUUGUGUUGCGUUUAUGUACUGCAGCUGAUGUGUCAUUUACACGACUAAGAUCCUGUGCACCUGACAGGUGUGGAGUUAUUGAUUUAAGACAAAGCCCAUAAUAGUGCUGGGAAGGACCAGUUGCAGAUGGAUUUUCUUUUUCCCCUUCCCUCCUGGAAACUGGUUUCUGUUUGUGUCACACAUUUCUGAGUUUACUACUACUCAUGACCUAGUCUCCCAGACUGAACUAUUUUUUAGCUUUUCACACAAGCUCUCUUGAUGUACACUGUGAUGUGUCUGUAAAUAAAGGUGAUACUGUGAUUUACA
This is a messenger RNA of Dermacentor silvarum, 4718 nucleotides long. Its product is annotated as choline/ethanolamine kinase. The record is from RefSeq and is a predicted model, not a curated record. Bases 495 to 1751 code for a protein of 418 amino acids. Gene Ontology annotation, cellular component: cytoplasm. Gene Ontology annotation, molecular function: ethanolamine kinase activity; choline kinase activity. The transcript is spliced from 10 exons. NCBI's taxonomy places the organism in Eukaryota, Metazoa, Arthropoda, Arachnida, Ixodida, Ixodidae. Gene Ontology annotation, biological process: phosphatidylethanolamine biosynthetic process; CDP-choline pathway.